Molecule: messenger RNA, 2243 nt
Organism: Musa acuminata subsp. malaccensis (wild Malaysian banana)
Lineage: Eukaryota; Viridiplantae; Streptophyta; Magnoliopsida; Zingiberales; Musaceae
Product: homeobox protein knotted-1-like 6
Biological process (GO): regulation of transcription by RNA polymerase II
Cellular component (GO): nucleus
Molecular function (GO): DNA-binding transcription factor activity, RNA polymerase II-specific; RNA polymerase II cis-regulatory region sequence-specific DNA binding
Source: RefSeq, a predicted model, not a curated record
CCCCCCACACCCUUCUCUCUCUCUCUCCUUCUUGGUUUUCCCACCAUCCCUGAGACCCAAUUCCUUCCGCACCUCUCCGACUGUUUCAGUAAAGGUCUGUCGGAGAAUCCACUGUAGGCCUCUCUCGCCUCAGGUUCGAUCAUUAGGCUUCCAUCAAAUCAAACUCUGGAAAGCUGAACUUUUCGGGUUAAAGAUGGAGGAACUUUACCAAGUCGAAGUCUACCAGAGAGAUGCUACGGGGCUCAUCCAAACAUCCUCUCCAUCUUUAGCUGCGUCCGCUACGACAAGCAAAGUAUUAACAGUAGCAGCAGUAGCUGCACCUCCUGCUUUUUUCCAUGGAAAAGCACACUGUUGGGCGGAUCCUCUUUCCUUCACCACCACCCACCACCAUCCCCUGCACCUUGAAACCUCAUCCUCCUCAUCACCUCAAGAUGCAUUUCAAAGAAGAGCAGCUGCCUCUUCAAGUGACAUAGAUACCAUCAAGGCUAGCAUCAUUUCACACCCUCAGUACUCCAGCCUUCUCUCUGCCUACGUCAACUGCCAAAAGAUAGGAGCUCCACCAGCUGUGGCAGACCGGCUAUCAGCAACCGCUGGAGAGCUCGAGGCAAGGCAGCGAGCGGCGUUGAGCAGCAGCCAUCCCUUGACUGAUCCUGAUCUUGAUCGAUUCAUGGAAGCUUACUGCCAAGUGCUUGUGAAGUACAAGGAAGAGCUAACGAGGCCAGUGGAGGAGGCCAAGGAGUUCCUCAGAAGGGCCGAAUCCCAGCUCAACUCCAUCACCGACGGUUCCCUUCAUCUUCUUUCCUCUGCUUUCUCUUGUGAUGCAGAUGAGAACAGCGGAGGUUGUUCCUCGGCAGAGGAUCAAGAAGCAGGUGGAAGCAAGACUCGACUUCCUAAGAUCGACCAGUGCGGCGAGGAAGUAGAGUUAAAGAACUUCCUCCUGAAGAGGUACAGUGGGCACAUGAACAGCCUCAGGCAAGAGCUGUCCAAAAAGAAGAAGAAGAAAGGAAAGCUCCCCAAAGAAGCCAUCGAGAAGCUACUCAGCUGGUGGGAGCUGCACCACAAAUGGCCAUAUCCAUCAGAAUCGGAGAAGAGAGCGUUGGCAGAAUCGACAGGACUUGACCAGAAGCAGAUCAGUAACUGGUUCAUAAACCAGAGAAAGCGACACUGGAAGCCAGCCAAAGACGAGCAAUUCAUCAUGACGGAUGGCUACGAUCCAUCGAAUGCUGCUGCUCUUCAUGCGGAUGGAGGCUUCAUGAGUGACGGCCGAUGUCACGCAGGACAAUGAUGGACCCUGAUAUAGUCUUGGAACUGCUUGAUUCGUGGAAAACCAUACGCAGGCCGAUAUGGAUUAAUGGUUCUUCGGCCUGAUGAUGAAGGUUUAAUUGGGCUGGAUUUGAUUCAAAAUAUCAUAUUGGGCUCUAUCAUUUGACGAAAGCACAGCUAUCUGUAAUCAUCAGUCCAGUGUUUGGAAAGGAACCGAUAAAAGAAGUGCUUUAAAUACGAAGAAUACCAAAGAACUAUUACAACGACGACAUUUUACUUCCCAUGGUGGCAGAUCAUUGCUUCCCUAGGAAUAGUUUGACUGUCCUUAUAUGUCCCCAGGAGACGGUCAACGACAACCAUCAAAGAUCGUUGAAGUAAAUGUUUGGUGGUGAUCUGUUGAAUUUUAGGAGAUCGACGCGGAGUCAGAAAUUUCAGCAGACAUCGGCAACGACAACCAUCAUAAAUUGUUGAAGCUUUAGGUUGGUGGUGGUGGCGAUGGGUUGAAUAGUAGGAGAUCCAGACGAAGAAAGAGAGCUGGUAUCUGCAGAUAUGGCAGAACAAAAACGCUUCAGGUUGGUGGUGGUGGCGAUGGCAGAAUAAAUAAGCUUCGGUGAAUGAAUCCAAAUUGCUACACGGCAGGAGAAGCUCGACGACUGGCCGAAGCAGUGAAGUCAUGCAGCUUCCGUUUCCCUCUUGCUGGCGAGAAAUCUACUCAUACCGCGCGGUAGGAGUACGAAGGCUUCUUUUCCUUUGUGUACGUGCACAGGUUUCCUGCAGCCCAACUAUAGGUGUUGACGAUGGUUAUAUAUGCAUCGAAAGGCUAAUUAAGAAUCAGGGCUUGUUAUCAGACACAGAUGAAGAAGCAUCAUCAAGCUGACAGGUAGAGAGUUUGGUAAGACGGGCAUAGACAAGUAUGUAAGCUCUACGCAUUAGAGAUGUCAUCGGUUGUUUACCUAAACAAUAAAGCAUCCAUUGGAGCA